Messenger RNA from Hyaloscypha bicolor E, 641 nucleotides. RefSeq lists its product as uncharacterized. The transcript has a single exon. Bases 378 to 611 code for a protein of 77 amino acids. The record is from RefSeq and is a predicted model, not a curated record. Lineage: Eukaryota; Fungi; Ascomycota; Leotiomycetes; Helotiales; Hyaloscyphaceae.
CUGAAUAUAUAUUCGGAAGUAACUUUCAACAACGAGGAAGAAUGAGACCUCUUCAAGCGAAAUUCUUGAGAUCAAGUACAGCUAGCUUCCUUCCCAUGACUUAUAUCCCAACUAACAAAUUCUGACAGCUGCUAGUUGAUAUGCUGCAACUCGCGGCCGUUGGCCACUCGGAAGAUCGUCGGUAUGUCAAAAUGCGGGGCACUCGACAAGUGUGCUGCAAACGCGGGAAACACACUUCGCCAUCAGUGGUCGAACUCCGUGAUCGCAACGGAAUUGAUGUUUUUAUGUACAACGCUGUCACGUGUACUGAUAUCGUAUGAGAAAGGCGUAUGAAUAUUUAUCCACAGGACGCGCAGCGCCCCACGACGGUGGUGGGGAUGUGGCGGCUGUGGUGGGGACUCGUGCUCGGUGCUUGGUUGGUCCAGUGUGAGGUAAUGUUUAGGUUCGGGUUUAGGUUUAGGUUUCGCGUUGUGCCUGGCAGAAUGGAAAUAGGAAGUAGGGAUCCGCAUGCGAUGAGCAACGAAAGGUUGGUGAGGUUGAAGGCGGUGGAAGAUGAGGCGAUGAUCGUCCAACCAAGGUGGGACGCUCGGUACCCCUUUUUAGUGGGGUAGAGAGAUAGCCGAAGCGGGUUGAAGGACCCC